Dermacentor silvarum is the source of this 610-nucleotide messenger RNA. Its product is annotated as serum amyloid A protein-like. Bases 25 to 552 code for a protein of 175 amino acids. The transcript is spliced from 3 exons. Lineage: Eukaryota; Metazoa; Arthropoda; Arachnida; Ixodida; Ixodidae. Gene Ontology annotation, cellular component: extracellular region. The record is from RefSeq and is a predicted model, not a curated record.
CUCAAUAAGUAGCAUCGUAAACGGAUGCCGUUUUCCACACCACCGUCCUGUGCUUUGUGCAAUCGCCGGAGCUUCGAAAAAAUGCUGCGAGAUAUGCGGCCAUCGCUACCGCUCACGGUGGCGGCUCUCCUGGUGUUGACGUUCGCGAUGUGCGUGGAAGGCCGCAGCGGUUCGAUGCAGUGGCCACGCUUUAUGAACUGCGUCAGAAAGCGUGCUGGUCGGGACAUAGGCACGCCCAGCGGAAGCUGCGCCGCCCGCAAGAUGCUCGGGCAGUUCCUCACCAUGCGCCGCGUCAAGUGCAUGCACUGUGACAAGUACUUCCACUGCACGGCAAACUGGCUGGCGACGCGGAGGUGCCGGGGACGGCACAACUGGAAGGUCGCCAGCGUAAUCAGCAAAUGCAGGGAGUACUCACAGCCCGGAAACCCAGCUGACAGUCGCGAAGACGAGGAGGCUAACCGAUAUGGCCGGGCCGGCGGAAACUGCGGAGCACGCUACUUGCGCCCAGCCAAAUGUGCCUACAACCCAAAAACGGGUCAAUGCAAGUGGUGACCACAGAAGACACGAGCAGCGCUGGCUGCGACUACUGAUGGCAGUGUCUCCGACGAGG